AUGACCACCUCUGAAACGCGUUGGGAAUCUAGACUUCCUUAUUUCGAAAACAAUGAGACAUGGAAAUUAAUAGAUUUUUUACAGUGGAGCAUAGCGUUUGCAGAAGAUUUCGGUGAUAAACGAGACGAACACCUAUUAUAUAAGGUUUGCUUGGAGAAGCUUCGUCUAAAACCACAAUUACUUAAGUCUCGUGAUGGUGAACUUGUUCAACAGUUGGUCUCGUGUUGUAUGAAGUCAUUUGAGAUGGAUACGAAGUUGCCUGAAGUAAAGAAGUUCUGGGAAAGCAGUUCUACUGUUAUGAAAGUGUUAAAAAAAGCGUCAGUUAAAAAUUCGAAAAAUAUGAUCAAUCAAGUUUUAAAUUUACAUACGGAUUUUAGUGAAGCACUUUUUAACACUACUCGGGAAACGGUAAAACCUGCUUUGAAACGGGGGUUGUCAUCUGAAAGCAGUUUAAGUGAGGAAGAAACAGUCACAGAUGCUGACAGCAAUUCGUUUUUAGUAUCUGAGCAUGAGAAGGAUUCGAACAAUGCAACUGCUAAUCAGGAAGAUGUGCUUGUUCAAUAUACUUAUGCACAGGAAGUAUCAACCGAAUGUAUAAAAUUACAAACUCAUAAGCGAGAAAAUGAAAUUGAUAUUGAAGGGGAUGUUUCAUGUAAAAGGCAAAAAAGCGAGACGAAUAGUCCUAAUGCAGAAAAUCCGCAACUAAGAAACAAUAGUGAAAAAUCUUUUUCCGAGUCUCUUUCCUCCUCUGAUGAUAAUAAAGAGCUUGAAGACGAUGAAGAAAUUAAAAUUGAUCUAACAGACAUUUCGAUAGAAUUGCGACGUGAACAGAUAGUUAAAUGGGAGGUUGGUUGUAUUAAUAUAACCGAUAGAUUUCAGCAGUAUCAGAAAGAUGUUUUUAAGAAGGCGCAGAGAGAGGGUUUAAAACAUGGGAGUAUUUACGAACUCUUAGCUUUAUCAUCAAUCAUAGUGCUCUGUUCGCCAUGUCCGUACCCCAUGUUCACAAACCAAGAAUGGAAAGAGAUAAUGAAGACUAAUCCUUAUACUAUAAACGAACCACCACUUCCACCAGAGAUUUCAUCUUCUCUUCGUGACAUCGCUAGUAGACGCUUAAUUAACGGUGACGUUUUCAUGGAUUGUGGAGAAUCGGAGUUGAAUAGAAUGGUCGCGCUCAUGUUUAAUAACCUAUAUUAUGGUAUUCCAGAGGUUGCUCCAUCAAAGUUAUCCGAGGAAGAGCACUGUGAAAUGUACAUUUAUCCAAUUGCUCGUUCGUUUCGUAGAUCCGAAAAAGAAUAUGAGCUUAGAUUAAAUCGUGCCACUGCAGGAUCAAAAACAAGACCCGACCUUUCAUGUGUAGUGAAUGAUGUAUCAAUCUUAAAUUCGGAGUUUAAGCCACUGGGUUGCACACCACUACAAGAGAAGAAGGAUAGAUUGAAGGCUCAUUUAAAAGCUCGAAAAUCAAUUAAUCAACAAUUGGAAAGAAAGGGGGGUCCGGGUGAAAGUGUCAUAUUUUUAAACAUCGGUAAUUCAAUGGAAUCAUUCUUAAUGGAUCUGAAAUGUGAUGGGUUGUACCGCUCCUGGCCGUUUCUCACAACCAAACUGGUAGUUGACAAGGCUACGAUCCCAUUAGCAGAGUUUGCAAUCAGCCAUUUUAUUGCUUUGGAGGAACGUGUUGAAAAGAUUGUGAAGGACUUUAAAUACCGAAGCAGUCAGUUCACACCACCUGUACAGAUAUCCUAUAUGCGCAAACUUCCAAAUACGCCACAAGUAAAUAUGUUACUUAAAUAG
Messenger RNA from Acaulospora colombiana, 1788 nucleotides. The record is from the annotation of a GenBank genome assembly. Lineage: Eukaryota; Fungi; Glomeromycota; Glomeromycetes; Diversisporales; Acaulosporaceae.